GCUCGCUAGGGAGAGUUUAUUUUAACCCUAGCGAGGGCAAAGAAGAGGAGAGAAGGCCGCGCAGCGCAGUGCUCGCGCAUCCUCGCAGCUUCGCUCCAUCCAUGGCGUGCUUCUUGCUCGCAGCGAGCGCGCAUUAGGUCAGAGAUUAGGGCGCUGCGUCCAUAGCAGUGGAGCGUUUCCACUGAUUCUUGUCGCAUUUGUAACAUUUGAUAGACUACACUCUUCUUGGGCUCGCAUUGUACAAAAAAACUCGACUCGAGAGCUGGCGAUGUCGCAACGCUGCCUAGAAUUCGAUGCCGAAGUUGGGAAAGAACCGCAAACCCCGAGCAUUGCACCCAAGAACUCGGUGGCAGUACGCUCGCGCAUGCCUUGCGGGAUUGGGCUACACCUCAAUAGCCUGGGUGGCUUCACAACGACAAAGCCAAGUGUGCGUGUCACGCAGCAGCAGCAGCAGUGUCAGACGAAUGGUUCUCGAGACGUGCCCGCCUCCUCAGCCUGCUCGGCUGGAUCGGAGCCGGUCAUGUCGGUACUAGACAAUUCUGGCGAAACGGAUAACAAGGAACACAACGCUGCGGACAGCGGACAAGGCGACGAGUGCGUCCAGUCGUGGGGGACUUCCGCGGUCGAAGACUUGUCGUUCGUUUUCCAUGAGGAAGUUAAAACAAAGAAAUCUGGACGGAAGCGGUUGCUUAUGGAUCCAGAUCCAGACGAUGGAGAUGACAAACAUGCCGUGGUGAAACCCAAAAAGAGAAGGAGAUCCAGUGCUCUUGAUCCGAAUUGCAAGCGCUGCAGCUGCAAGAAAUCGAAGUGCCUCAAGCUAUACUGUGAGUGCUUUGCUAGUGGAUCGUACUGCCUGGAUUCUUGCGCAUGUGGCAAUUGCUCCAACCGGCAGGAACACGAAGAUGUUGUUAGUGAGACUCGUCAGUUGAUUCAAAGCCGAAAUCCGCUGGCAUUCGCUCCAAGAGUGAUCUCUCCAGCCGAAGUAGUACGUCAUGAAGCUCCUGCCGCUGCAGCCAUUCCCGCUGCUACGUCCAAGCACAAGCGCGGAUGCAACUGCAAAAAGUCCCUGUGCUUGAAAAAGUACUGCGAAUGCUUCCAGUCCGAGGUCGGUUGUUCUGAUGCAUGCAAGUGCCGUGGAUGCAAAAACACAUUUGGUGCAAAGCAAGGUUCACCGGAGCUGCAAGUAAGUACAUCAGAGGCUUCAAGGCAGGAGGUGGAGCUUGGCAGUGGCGACGAUGGUUUUUUCAGGACGCCCCGAGCGUGCCGGGCAGCGGGACGAGACAUUGAAUCGCCCGCCCCGCAGACUGGAGCGUCAGCAUGUUCCAAGUCAUCGUCCAAUUUUUACACUCUGACCACCCCGCUGCACGAGAGAUACGAUGGCGAUAUUUCUCCUGAGUUUAGUGCCUCAAGGACGCCCUGCCAAAGGCAGCCGAGCAGGACCACUGCUAGUCAAGGCUACACGUCGGUGCUGACAGUUUCGUCCAGGGGCCGCACACUGCCACCGGGGACACAUUCUUUGCAAAGCAAGACGCUAGACACAGUUUCGGCAGAGGAAGAAGACGACUUCCCGGAUUUCCUCCUGGAUCCAUCCGAGGUUCAGUCAGCAACCGUGACAAGCUCACCCAAGAAGAAGCGGGUUACACCACCACAGGUUGGCGCCACCGCUACCACGACCACGACCAAGUUACCUCCGGUGCUUAAGAACGGGAGGAAGCUGACGCUCCAGGCCUUACCGUCACUCCCGCCGGUGUCUUCCAUACGAGAAAGUUUCAGACCAAAGAACAAGUGAAGCGGGCUGUCUGCGUCGCGAUGACACUUCUUUUGGGGGCCCAGCUCGGGUAGCUAGGUGGUCAGGAGUGGAGGAAGGGAAUCCCUGAACGGAUGGGCUUAUAGCUAGCAGGGUAUCAAAGGUUGUUGAGCACUGGAGAAGGAAAAAACGCAAAGUUUCAGGCUCGUGGCAUUUGAAGACGGCGAGUUCCGCUUCCUACGGGCCGAACUCUCUUGGCAUUAUCGGCAACGACCAAGCAAAGCAGGGACAGACAGCAGCAACAGCAAAUGGCCUUCUUUUAUUCAAAUGGACAUAGUCAAGCCAAGCCAUUGGACCCCGUUCGUCCACAA
This is a messenger RNA of Selaginella moellendorffii, 2118 nucleotides long. Its product is annotated as protein tesmin/TSO1-like CXC 2. Lineage: Eukaryota; Viridiplantae; Streptophyta; Lycopodiopsida; Selaginellales; Selaginellaceae. The record is from RefSeq and is a predicted model, not a curated record. Bases 269 to 1789 code for a protein of 506 amino acids. The transcript is spliced from 8 exons. Gene Ontology annotation, molecular function: DNA-binding transcription factor activity.